AUGAUGAGAGCCACCGAAAAGAACUACGCCGAAAUUGAGUUUUUGCUUGCCCGCCGUAGCAGCUCAGCCACCCCUUCGCGUGUCGACAGCACCAACAGCACCCAAUCUGGCCUCAACACCCUCACCCCAACUCGCAAAGUAGUAGGCAUGCCUGCCGCCACGGCCACCGGUCAGCUCGAGCUCAACAAAAAAUGGGAACUUGAUCGAUCCAAGAUUGUACUCAAACAAAAGCUUGGUGAAGGCCACUUUGGCGUCGUUUAUGCUGGUGAGGCAAAGAAAAUCAUGCCGGACCAAGCCGUGACGCCCGUGGCUAUCAAAAUGCUGCAAGACUCCAGCUCCGAGGCCACCAACGAUUUUAUGAAGGAAGUCAAGAUCAUGCAGACCAUUGAUGGCGACCAAAAAAUUGUCCGACUCUUGGGUAUUUGCACUCGCGAAACACCGUUCCUGAUGGUGUUGGAGCUGAUGGCCAAGGGUGACUUGAAGACCUUGCUUCGCAACUCCCGCCCCAAAACCUCAAAGCCGUCAGCACUCUCCCCUCGCCGCCUGGCCCUCAUCGCUGCGGACGUGGCCGAUGGCAUGGCUUACAUUGCCGGUCUGCGCAUUGUGCACCGUGAUCUUGCCGCUCGCAACUGCCUCGUGAAAGACAACUGGGAAACUCGCAUCGGUGAUUUUGGCCUUGGUCGUGACACUUAUACCAGCGAGUACUACAAGAUGCAAGGCUCCAACCCCCUACCCGUCCGCUGGAUGUCCCCGGAGGCCAUUGAAGAUGGCGUCUACACCACACAAUCUGAUGUCUGGUCAUAUGGCAUUGUCAUUUACGAGCUCGUGACUUUUGCCAAGAUGCCCUACGCUGGAUUGAGUAACAUGGAGGUCGUUGAACGCAUUACCGAUGGAUACCGCAUGCCCCAGCCCAAGGAAUGCUCGGACGAAUUCUACGCGCUCAUGACCCGCUGCUGGGAUGAACCCGAGGAUCGCAUCAGCUUCAAGGAACUGCAUGAAAAGACACUUCUUCCUCACCGUUUUUGUCGCACGACCCAGUUUACUGCGCUAGCGGCGACGCUUUCUGAUGAACCCAUUCGCAAGCAAAAGCGCAACGGCAGUCGCGAGCCCACUUCACCGGGUGUUGACGAUGUGGAUGCCGAACCUGAGGCAGCGGCAUCGAGCCCUGCUCCACCUGCAACUGCAAUUGCAGGCAGCAGCGAUUAUGAGCCACCUCAAGAUGCUUCACGUACUGGUGCUGGCAUGCCGGCCCAAGCAGGGGGUGGGGAUAGCGAUGACGAAGACACGGUUCCUUCUGCCUAUGGCGUGCAUUAUCAGACACAGUCAAGCGCACAGGACUCUGCCGCCAAUUCAGCCAUGUACACGGACACGAGGCUCCAGGGACUCUCGAAUAUGCAAGCAGCCAUUGCCAAGGCUCAGGAAGAAUCGGAGGUGCAAGAUAUUGUCCGAACGAGUGGAUCAACCUCAACUCUACGCUCACGUCAAGCCCAAGAGGAGCUGGCCCUGCAGGUCGACACCAAUUCCAACGUCAAGCCCCGUGACCAUCGUCCGUCCUUUGGUGCCGCCGCUGCUAUGCGCAGCCAAUGGGAAACCAUGGCAAAGGUAGAAGAGGAGAAGGCUAAUGACCCAGCCACGGUAGCUGCGCGAAAGCAGAAAGAAAAGGCCGACAAGGACGCUGCAAAGUUGGCCCGCAAGAAGAGCCGCCGCCGUAGUAAGGGUGUCGACGCUUCUCAGAACAAGGAUGCCGUGGCCAUGGCUCAAGAAGAGGCCGCUGCCAAGGCUGCGACAGGCCCCACCCCAGCAGCAGAGGGUGCGCCAGAACUGGUGCGCAGUAGCGAAGGAGUAUUGGACUCGCUAGCAGCUGUCAGUCGGGCCACAGGCACGUCCUACGAUGCCGGAGGCACUGAAGUCGUGCCCUCGCGCAACCACUUGGCCAACGACAAUUCGCGCACGGCUGCGCAAUCAGCCAUGCAUCGCGAGAACAUGCGGCGUCAAGCUUUGAAGGACAUGCAAGCUUGGAUCGACGCCGUAAUCGGCGAUUACACUGAGGGUGAAACCCUUUAUGAGGUACGUGUGGCCAUGGGGAGCGAGGAGGAGCCUGCGGUUCGCGCUCUAGCGACUAGCUUCAGGCACUUCAGGCGCGACAUGUGAUCGUUGAGUGCCACGUGCUUGUUGCGUGUGUGCCUGUUGUGUUCUGCUUCUGCAUUGCACCCUUUUAAACAGCACGGGUCUGCUUUUCGCAGUCAGCCCUCUUGGCGUGAUUGCUUGGCAAGUCGUGUGGCUGUGGCCAGUCACAGCUCUUUCUUCCUGCUAUCUGAUCCCUGCCUGUCUUCUACUCACCACUCGUGUGAGCUCUUGCUUCAUAAUUGUGUUGUAUCGUCCUGCUAAUUGCCUCGCCGUUUUUUUUUGACCGUUCAAUUUUAUUGAUCAAAUUUC
This is a messenger RNA of Monosiga brevicollis MX1, 2436 nucleotides long. RefSeq lists its product as uncharacterized. The record is from RefSeq and is a predicted model, not a curated record. The coding region runs from base 1 to 2151 and encodes 716 amino acids. Gene Ontology annotation, biological process: protein phosphorylation; cell surface receptor protein tyrosine kinase signaling pathway; positive regulation of kinase activity. The transcript has 7 exons. Gene Ontology annotation, molecular function: transmembrane receptor protein tyrosine kinase activity; ATP binding. Gene Ontology annotation, cellular component: signaling receptor complex. NCBI's taxonomy places the organism in Eukaryota, Choanoflagellata, Craspedida, Salpingoecidae.